ACACAGCGGGGGACAGAAAGAGUAAAGUUGCAGACUUUCUGAAGAGCUUGUGUGUGUGAGAGGAGAGAGAUGGGACUCCCCGCUUUGGAGUUCAGCGACUCGUUCGUGGACAGUCCGGAUUUUAGAGAACGAGUCAAAUGUCACGAAAUCGAGCUGGAGAGGACCAAUAAGUUCAUUAAAGAGCUGAUUAAGGACGGGAACAUGCUCAUUAUUGCGCUGAAGAACCUUUCUGUUGCUGUCCAGAAGUUUUCCCAGUCCCUGCAGGAAUUCCAGUUUGAGUGCAUAGGUGAUGCAGAAACAGAUGAUGAGGUGAACAUUGCCCAGUCAUUCAAAGAGUUCUCCCAGCUGCUGAACACUGUGGAAGAAGAAAGAAGACGCUUGAUCCAGAAUGCAGAUGACGUUUUGAUUGCUCCCUUGGAAAAAUUCCGUAAAGAACAAAUCGGAGCUGCAAAGGAAGGGAAGAAGAAAUUCGACAAGGAAACAGAAAAAUACUACGCCGCGCUCGAGAGACACCUCAACUUGUCAUCUAAGAAGAAGGAAACGUAUCUGCAGGAGGCUGACACGCAGAUUGAUAAGGAAAGACAACUCUUUUAUGACGCCUCCCUCGAGUAUGUGUUCAAAAUACAAGAAGUGCAAGAAAAGAAGAAAUUUGAGUUUGUUGAGCCGCUGCUGGCCUUCCUUCAGGGUUUGUUUACGUUUUACCAUGAGGGAUACGAGCUGGCUCAUGAAUUUGAACCAUACAAACAGCAGCUCCAGUUCAACUUGCAGAACACAAGAAACAAUUUUCUGAGCACCAAACAGGAAGUGGAGAAGCUGAUGAAGAGGAUAAGGUCUGCAGACCAGGACUACAAACCCCCAGGGCAGUGGACGAUGGAAGGCUUCCUGUAUGUCCAUGAGAAACGUCCUCUGGGAUGCACUUGGACACGUCACUACUGCACAUAUGACAAAGGCAGCAAGUCCUUCACCAUGAGCAACACAGACAGCAAGUCAGCUGGAAAACAGAAUGGACUUAUCCUGAACCCAGCAGAGAUGUUCAACCUCAAAUCCUGCAUUCGGAGGAAAACGGACUCCAUCGACAAGCGGUUCUGCUUUGAUAUUGAAGUAAUGGAAAGAAAUGACAUCUAUCGUGGAACUCUUUUCAGACCACUUCAGUUUUUCUGUAAAGUCCGGCAUGGCGUUAUGACACUGCAAGCACUGUCAGAGCUGAACAGAAGACUGUGGCUGGAGGCCAUGGAUGGCAAGGAACCGAUUUACAACCUUCCAACCAUACUGAGUAAGAAGGAAGAGACAUUUCUUAAUGAGGCUGGCUUUAACUUUGUAAGAAAAUGCAUUGACCUGGUGGAGAGGAGAGGUAUAAAUACAAUGGGAUUAUACAGAACUGGAGGAGUGAAUUCUAAAGUACAGAAGCUGAUGACCACAGUGUUUUCAUCCAAGGCACCUGUGGACAUGGACCUGGACCAGCAGAUGUGGGACAAUAAAACCAUCACCAGCGGUCUGAAGAAUUAUCUCAGGUGUCUGUCUGAGCCUCUUAUGACUUUCAGGCUCCACAAAGAAUUCAUCAUGGCUGUCAAGUCCGAUGAUCAGAACUACAGAGUAUGUGCUGUCCACGCUUUGGUUCAUAAGCUACCUGAGAAGAACAAGGAAAUGCUGGAGCUCCUAAUAAAACACCUCGUCACAGUUUCCAAGCAGAGCCAGUCCAACCUGAUGACAGUGUCCAACCUGGGCGUUGUCUUUGGGCCCACUCUGAUGCGGUCGCAGGAGGAGACUGUAGCUGCAAUGAUGAACAUCAAAUUCCAGAAUAUUGUGGUCGAAAUUUUAAUUGAGAACUUCAGCAAGAUCUUUCACGAGCCUCCAGAUCCCAACAUGGCCGUACCCCAACCACAGAGUCGUCCCGGCUCCCGCAGGAACAGGGCCAUCUGUCUGUCCACGGGACCCAGGAAGCCCCGCAGUCUGUACACCCCGACUCUGUGCCUGGCAGAUGCAGAAAGUCCCUGCAUAGGUGACGCUUUCAGCAGCAGUCGAAGCAGCACCCCGAUGGGCAGCAUGGAGUCCUUGUCCUCCCAUUCUUCCGAACAGAACAGUGCCUCCAAAUCAACUUCCUAUGUCCAGGUCAAGGAGAGGUCCAUCUUAGACCUCCACCGGAUACCAUUACACCUUUCAAAUGGCCCCAGGAGCACUGUGUGUGUCAGCAGCCCUGAGUCCAGCUCCAAGGAGGAUACAGGGCACACAGAUGGAGAGUCAGAGGACAAUCUCAAUCUGCUGUUAGUCAGUAGCACAGCCAGAUUGUCUCCGGCACCAAAAAAGGCCCCUCACUGUCACGCUGACCUCCGACCAGCACUGCCGAACCUUGCUGCUGCUUCUUCGUUAAAAUCGCUGCAUAUCUCUGAAGGUCACAUGAGCUGGUCUGGUUCUGUCCAAAGUCUGUCAUCACUGGAUUCCAAAGCGAGUCUGAAACACACUGAACAUCCAGACGUUCCACCAAAGCAAGUGGUCCGCCGCAAGAUGGACACAUCCUUCAGCAACGGCUACCAAAGACCUGGCUCAGUGGUGGCUGCCAAAACGCUACUUUUUGAGAAUAGCCCCACCCCUCAGGCUGCUCCUAUUGGAAGAGAUGCCAAGGCGAUGUACUCUUGUGAAGCAGAACACAGCAAUGAGCUCAGUUUCCCUCAGGGGACGCACUUCUCAAAUGUUUACCCAUCUGUUGAACCGGGCUGGCUCCAAGCGACAUAUGAGGGAAAAACGGGCUUAAUCCCAGAGAAUUAUGUGGUCUUCCUCUAACAAACUGGUGAAACAUUCAUCGUUUUCAUGGUAUCCAUGGAAAAAAAAACUGUUUGGUUUCUGUUGUUGUGUUCCUGUUACAAUAUUUCUGCAUUGUAUGCAUUUGUAGUAGAAAUAAAGAAGAGCAGCAGCUGCUUUAACAAUGCCAGUUGUUUAAAACAAAAUAAUACCUCUUUUUUUUGUAAAGAGAUAUUUUUUGUAUAAAUGUAAUGGACAGCUGUGGAGUAUGAUAUGUAUCACCCAUGGACUGCACUGAUGUAUUUAAUCACAGUAUCAGCCUGUACUCCGAGAAUCCCACAAGUGUUAUUCUCAAAAAUAUAUUAUUGCAUUGCUACUUACUAUUCUAUCAGCAUAACAUCUUUGACAAGUCAUUACUGGAAAAUAUACAUAU
This is a messenger RNA of Thalassophryne amazonica, 3169 nucleotides long. It is a transcript of the gene arhgap42b, whose product is annotated as rho GTPase-activating protein 42. The record is from RefSeq and is a predicted model, not a curated record. Gene Ontology annotation, molecular function: protein binding; GTPase activator activity. Lineage: Eukaryota; Metazoa; Chordata; Actinopteri; Batrachoidiformes; Batrachoididae. The coding region runs from base 70 to 2778 and encodes 902 amino acids. The transcript is spliced from 25 exons. Gene Ontology annotation, cellular component: cytoplasm. Gene Ontology annotation, biological process: signal transduction.